AUGUGGGUCAAAAAUAAAAGCCACAAGCUUUCUGGCACAUGUUACGAUGAAGUCUGCUUGGAAACUUCCUACUCGCGCUUCCGCCCUCAUUCCGCCGCGGUCACCACUGGUGAAGGUCAUCCUCUGCCUCCCACCUCUCCUGACCCUCCUGACCCUCCCUCCCCCUUCCCUAUUAACCAUUUCCCACCUCUCUCACCAUCCCCUCUGAAGAACCUUAUCCAAACUGCUUCUGGAAAAAAAUCCAGAUCCUCUCCACUACAAGUCAAAGUCGGUCUCUCUGAUGACGUAACUAUGGCUGAGCCUCCCACUGCUACUAAUGAGAUCUUGACCUCUGUCUCUAACUCUCUGAAAGUUGAUCUACUUUCAACUUCAACAGUAACUACUGUUCACUCUUCUGUGAGUACAGAACAAUCUCCACUGGCCACGCCGUUAGUAACUGGAUAG
This is a messenger RNA of Brassica napus (rape), 444 nucleotides long. RefSeq lists its product as uncharacterized. The record is from RefSeq and is a predicted model, not a curated record. Bases 1 to 444 code for a protein of 147 amino acids. NCBI's taxonomy places the organism in Eukaryota, Viridiplantae, Streptophyta, Magnoliopsida, Brassicales, Brassicaceae. The transcript has a single exon.